Molecule: messenger RNA, 2703 nt
Organism: Theobroma umbraticum
Lineage: Eukaryota; Viridiplantae; Streptophyta; Magnoliopsida; Malvales; Malvaceae
Gene: MSL2
Product: MSCS-like 2
Biological process (GO): transmembrane transport
Cellular component (GO): membrane
Source: RefSeq, a predicted model, not a curated record
UGGCGAAUGGUUCGCGGCACAGGUUAAUUCUCUCUCUCUCUCUGCCUUUCUCAACGAAUCUCCUGAGAGAAAAAAUCGAGAAGAGCCAGUCUCCAAAUUUCUGGGGAAAGCUUUUCGACGCCUGAGAUUCUCCGCUCCGUCGUCGUUUCUUCCUCUUUAAAGUUGAAGAGACGUGAGAUUUUUGAAAAGUGUUUCACUUUCUUAAUAUCGAUUUGGAGUGUAAAUCUUAGCUAUUACUGGAAUACAUUGUGGGCUUAUGCUAAUAGUGACACCCUGUAAAGGGCGGUCUCACUCCUACAAUGUCUCUUGCUGGUUCUUUGCAAUUGUCCCAUGAUUUGGGACUUUGCAGGAACCAGGGAUACAAUAAAAAGUUUAAGAGUGUAUUGGGAAGGAGCAAAUUGCAUUUAUUGAGUGCUACCCUCUCUUCUCAUUCUUUGGUUCUGCAACAAGAUUCUUGGAGAAUUCACCUCUCUGACAGUUUGUACAGGCCAAUACAUUCUGUUCCAUACAGAAACAAUGCUUUUAGGUGUCAUGCUUUUCAAGUACCAGGCCAGAUAUUUGAACUUCCUGGUGUAAAAGCUGUAUCUGUUGCAGUAACAAGGUCAUAUAAUAUCUUACAAGGUAGUCCUCUUGUAUUUAAGUUGGUUCCAGCAUUCGGUAUUAUAAUUUUUGCCCUAUGGGGUGUUGCACCACUUAUUCGACAGAGUAGAAGCCUCCUUUUUCAUAAGAGUGAUAAUAGCUGGAAGAAGAGUAGAACACAUUAUAUUACAACUUCUUAUAUUCAACCUUUGCUGCUGUGGACUGGAGCAAUACUCAUAUGCAGAACACUGGAUCCAUUGGUACUUCCUUCAGAAGCUAGCCAAGUUGUUAAGCAACGGCUUUUAAAUUUUGUAAGAUCAUUGUCAACUGUGCUGGCCUUCGCAUAUUGCUUAUCUAGCAUGAUUCAGCAACUGCAGAAAUUCUUCAUGGAAACAAGCAAGACCACUGAUGAUACGAGAAAUAUGGGUUUCCAGUUUGCAGGGAAAGCUAUAUACUCUGCAGUUUGGAUUGCUGCUGUGUCAUUGUUCAUGGAGUUGCUUGGUUUCUCUACUCAGAAAUGGCUAACUGCUGGAGGUCUUGGGACAGUUUUGCUGACUCUUGCUGGUCGUGAGAUAUUCACAAAUUUUCUCUCAAGUGCAAUGAUUCAUGCAACUCGACCUUUUGUUGUGAAUGAAUGGAUUCAAACAAAGAUUGAGGGAUAUGAAGUUUCUGGAACCGUUGAGCAUGUCGGUUGGUGGUCACCAACAAUAGUAAGAGGGGAAGAUCGUGAAGCCGUUCAUAUUCCAAACCAUAAAUUUACAGUAAAUGUUGUGAGAAAUCUCAGUCAGAAAACUCAUUGGCGCAUUAAAACUCACCUGGCCAUCAGUCACUUGGAUGUCAAUAAGAUUAAUAAUAUAGUUGCCGACAUGCGCAAGGUCUUGGCCAAGAAUCCUCAGGUUGAGCAGCAGAGAUUGCACAGAAGAGUAUUUCUAGAAAAUGUCAAUCCUGAAAAUCAGUCUCUUUUGAUACUGGUGUCCUGUUUUGUAAAGACUUCCCAUCUUGAAGAGUAUCUAUGUGUCAAGGAAGCUAUACUUUUGGAUCUCCUUAGAGUCAUCAGCCAUCACCGUGCCCGGCUUGCCACACCAAUUCGCACUGUGCAGAAAAUAUAUAGUGAUGCUGACUGGGAAAAUAUACCAUUUGCAGACUCAGUCUAUAGCCAUGGUGGAGUGCCAUCUAACAGGCCCCUGUUACUUAUUGAACCGUCUUACAAGAUCAAUGGCGAAGAUAGAACAAAAGGCCGUUCCUCACGUCCAGCUGGAGAACAAGACAGUAAAACCACAGCUCGGCCUAGUGCUGACACUAAAGCAGACAAGGCAGGAGCAACACCAAAGCCUGACUCCAAGGCUAAAGGAGCACCAUCAAUUGAACCCAAAGCAGAUGCCAAGAUUGGAGAAACUCCAAAUUCUGACACCAAGGAGGACCUUAAGGCUGCAUUUGCAUCAACAUCUGAUCUCAAGACAGAUGAUAAAGUGGCUAUGAAAUCACCAUCAAAAUCUGUCCCGAAAACAAGUUCCAAUGCCACGGAAACAUAUAGUCCUGACCAAAAAGUUCUCGAUUCAAUCUCUGAUAAUUCUCCCCAAAACAAAAAGGUCACUGACAAGCAACAGAAAAAUGCAAGGCAGAGUAGCAAGUUAGAUAAUCCUUCAGUAUCGUCACCAGAUACCGGUAUUGACAAAGCAGGUGGGUUACGAGAACCUCUCCAAUCAAAACAGGAUGGUGAGAGGCUGCCAGUCUCUCAGCCACCAAUAGCAAGACCUGUCUUGGAGGAAAAUAUUGUCCUUGGUGUUGCAUUAGGGGGCUCAAAGAGAACACUACCCAUUGAAGAAGGGAUGACUCCAUCCCCAGCAGAUGCAAAAGAAAUGGCUUCUGCGAGCCGGAAUGGAACUGGAUCCACUGCUGAGGAUAAGAAAGAUGGUCAGGUUCGGUCCUCCCCUAGUACCCCUGACGAACAGUGAUGUAUGUGAAAGCUAACUACUGAUCCCCUGAGCCAUAUACUUGAAUUAUCUAACACUUCUCCUGACACCUACAUUGUGGAGCUGUAUUUUUAUCAAAUUGUCCCAUACGUGUAUAUUUUCUUCUGAUCACUCUUUCAUUAUUAAUUUUCAAAAUCUGUUUAUCUUGAAA